AUGCUGAGUGUCUUGGAAACCGUAGCCGCUGAAGCAGACAUCGCGAUCACACAGGCCGCAAACGAACCACCACCGCUUGUUCACGGUCCUUACACCCGAGAAGGCAAGCCGCCGAUCCUCAUCUUACCGCACACUACAAGCAGGAAGUCGGACACCGUCAGCACUCGGCAGCUAUGGCGAAUGUUGGACGACGGCACCGACCCAGCCGUAGACUCAGGGCUGAGAGAGGGUUUGCGCUUCUUCACCGAGGAUGGCCUUAUUUACUACGUCGAUCCGGUCAAUCGCGCGCCUCGCUUGUGCAUACCACCCUCACUCCAGCACGAGAUCUUCGAAGCCGUACACGAUCAUCGUCACCAUGCCGGCAUUGAGAGGUGCCUAGACCGCAUUGGCGCCACCUUUUACAUCCGCCACUGCAAGAAGAACCUUCAAGACUGGUCGGUUAUGCGAGCGCUGAUCUCAGAUCGUAAUCCGAAAUGGCUUUCGGACUUCUUCACCGGAUUGCUAAAGGCGUUAGGAGCACGACUGCUCGCAUUAACAGCUUACCACCCUCAGACAGACGGCCAGACUUGGACAGACGUCUUGCCAUCCUUAACUUCCUACAUCGGCAGCUCGAAGAACGCGAGCACCGGAGUCUUACCCGAUCAGAUGCUGUUCGGCUUCAACCUCAACACUGACGCCUUCAUCGGCCUGCGCGAACUCCCACCUGCAGACUAUACUAAACUCCGCCAGCAAUAUCGCGACGCAGCUGAUGAGGCCCUCGCAUUCGCAGCAGUGGACAUGAAAUACCGAUACGACAAGACUCACAAGCGUAUAUCCUUCGACGCUGGAGACUACGUCUACCUUAGACUCCACCAUAGCUACCGCAUCUAG
This is a messenger RNA of Zymoseptoria tritici IPO323, 870 nucleotides long. RefSeq lists its product as uncharacterized. The record is from RefSeq and is a predicted model, not a curated record. The coding region runs from base 1 to 870 and encodes 289 amino acids. Lineage: Eukaryota; Fungi; Ascomycota; Dothideomycetes; Mycosphaerellales; Mycosphaerellaceae. The transcript has 3 exons.